This is a messenger RNA of Opisthorchis viverrini, 774 nucleotides long. RefSeq lists its product as hypothetical. The record is from RefSeq and is a predicted model, not a curated record. NCBI's taxonomy places the organism in Eukaryota, Metazoa, Platyhelminthes, Trematoda, Opisthorchiida, Opisthorchiidae. The coding region runs from base 52 to 774 and encodes 240 amino acids. The transcript has a single exon.
CUGUGUUGCGUUAAGGUUUUCGCGCUUCGUUGGUGUUGUCCAACAGCAAUCAUGCAGGACCAACCUGACCAUGACGGAAUAAAUAAUCAGCCGAUCACCAGUCCACACGACUCAUGUUUAACACCAUUUGAUUCAGCACAUACGGUGGCCUACGUCCCAAAUUCGAACUCAUUUCCAAUCUUUCGCCUCAAAGAACAGCUGCAUGAGGAUCAACACUAUUAUUCAUUGAACGAACGAGAUCGCAUUCAGGAUGCAGGAUACAGAAAGUCAACUUCAUCCUAUUCAUUUGCAUCCAGUCCUAAGGGUGGUGGAAUCAAUGCUAAUUUUCUCGAUUGUCGUUUACGGUAUAUUCGUCAAACAAGACGCCUGCAAAAAUACCUGCGCGUUACUCCAGAAGGAAAUCUACUCGUGAAUGAUGUGAAACAUUUGUACCACGAUGCAACAAACUGGCAACCUCCGGAAUCCAAGGAGAGCUUGGCAAGCAAAAGGGAGUCGAAUCCAUUCGCUACGCUUAUUAGCACUCCAAAACUUAAACGGAUUUACGCGGCCUUUUGGAAUAUGGAAUCGCGACAUGAUUAUUCCUCGCCCAACUCAACACAACUUUUGAAAUACGUUAACUCGAGCGACACCCAGACAUUACAACAAUCACAUGUGUCUCAAGCUCAAGAAUCUGUUCACUCUCCUGAGCAGUUGCAAAACAACUCCUCUGAAACUGGUCCCACAUUGGACUCGUCUUGUGAACAAGAGACAGCCCUAGAAAUGGCAGGCGACUGA